This is a messenger RNA of Lathyrus oleraceus (garden pea), 1338 nucleotides long. RefSeq lists its product as uncharacterized. NCBI's taxonomy places the organism in Eukaryota, Viridiplantae, Streptophyta, Magnoliopsida, Fabales, Fabaceae. Bases 1 to 1338 code for a protein of 445 amino acids. The record is from RefSeq and is a predicted model, not a curated record. The transcript is spliced from 3 exons.
AUGAGAAUUUUUCUCAAUUUUCAAGGAAAAUUAGAGAUACUUUUUGAAAACAUCGCAAAUAUUUUGAUCACGGAUAUUGGAAGAAGGAAUACUCGGAAAUACAGUUUCAGAUAUCCCGAUCUCAUGAAAUUAAGGAAGCUAGCAUCUUUUGUGGAUGAUCCUAAGGAUUUUAGAGACCGUUUUGGGAGAAUUUUAUAUGUUCUAUCUACUGAUGUUGAGGAUGGUCUUCUUUGUACUUUGGCUCAUUUCUAUGACCCUGUUUACCGGUGUUUCACUUUCCCUAAUUACCAGUUGUUCCCCACCAUGGAGGAGUAUGCUUAUAUUUUGGGUAUGCCAGUGUCUGAUAGAGUUCCUUUUAGUGGAAUGGAAGUAAUUAUUGAGUCUCGAGUUAUCCCUGAAGCCAUUCACCUGAGGAAGUUUGACAUAGAUGCCAAUAUUACUAUCAAAGGAGGUAUCAGAGGGUUGAAUUUGAAAUUUUUGUCUGAGAAAGCCUUUUAUUUGGCUAAUGCUUGUAGUAUGGUGGCCUUUGAAACUAUCCUCACCUUACUCAUCUAUGGUUUGGUCUUGUUUCCCAACAUUGACAACUUUGUUGAUGUUAGUGCUUUGAGAAUCUUCUUGAUUAGAAAUCCAGUUCCAACUUUGCACGGUGACACUUAUUUCUCCAUUCAUCAUAGGACUUAUAAAGGAAGUGGAACUAUUGUUUGUUGUACGCCUUUACUGUACAAGUGGUUUAUUUCGUAUAUGUCGCAAUCUCAUAUCUUCAAAGAAAACAAGGGUUGUCUAAGGUGGUCUCACAGAGUUAUGUCUCUCACCAAUGAUGAUAUAGCUUGGUAUUCUUCUACUUACGACGAUGUUAAGAUUAUUGGUAAUUGUGGGGAGUUCUAUAAUGUGCCUCUUCUUGGUACACAAGGAGGAAUCAACUACAAUUCGGAUUUGGAAGGGAAAUACACUCAAGGGUUGAAAGCUAGGAUGGUACGUUUUUGGCACAAUGUUCGUAGGAAAGGAAAAAGUGAUAUUGGAUUGAAUAAUUGUAUAGCUUUGAAGCCUUACACUAGCUGGGUGAAGAAGAGAGCCGAAGAAUUCAAGAUGCCAUACACUUAUGAAAGACAUAUGUCUUUAGUAAUGGGGUCUUCUUACUUUCUUGGUUUUCAUCCAGACAAGCUAAUUUAUCGGUACAAUACUCGAGCUAAUCAGUUGAAGAAGAUGGAUCGUCUAGAGCAAGAGAAUUGUGAGCUCUGUGAAGAGGUAACUAUCUUAAGGGACAACUAUGAGAGGCUUACUGCUAUGACGGAAACACUAGUGGCUGCUCAGAAUCAGCCACCUCCUCCUCCUUUUUAG